This is a messenger RNA of Lemur catta (Ring-tailed lemur), 4929 nucleotides long. It is a transcript of the gene RHOBTB2, whose product is annotated as Rho related BTB domain containing 2. The record is from RefSeq and is a predicted model, not a curated record. Bases 53 to 2236 code for a protein of 727 amino acids. Gene Ontology annotation, biological process: small GTPase-mediated signal transduction. The transcript has 10 exons. Gene Ontology annotation, molecular function: GTP binding; protein binding; GTPase activity. NCBI's taxonomy places the organism in Eukaryota, Metazoa, Chordata, Mammalia, Primates, Lemuridae.
UGUGCUCCUUACGCUAGAAAUCACCCCGUCACAUGUGGUGGUGUCCCAUUUAAUGGAUUCUGACAUGGAUUAUGAAAGGCCAAACGUAGAGACCAUCAAGUGCGUUGUGGUGGGGGACAACGCCGUGGGCAAGACCAGGCUCAUCUGUGCCCGUGCCUGCAAUGCCACCCUCACCCAGUACCAGCUGCUGGCUACCCAUGUGCCCACGGUGUGGGCCAUCGACCAGUACCGCGUGUGCCAGGAGGUGCUGGAACGCUCCCGAGACGUGGUAGAUGAUGUCAGCGUCUCCCUGCGCCUCUGGGACACCUUUGGAGACCACCAUAAAGAUCGUCGCUUUGCUUAUGGGAGAUCCGAUGUGGUGGUUCUGUGCUUCUCCAUUGCCAACCCCAAUUCCCUCCACCAUGUCAAGACCAUGUGGUACCCAGAAAUCAAGCACUUCUGCCCCCGAGCACCUGUCAUCCUGGUGGGCUGCCAGCUGGACCUGCGCUAUGCUGACCUGGAGGCCGUCAAUAGGGCCAGGCGACCCUUGGCUAGGCCCAUCAAGCCCAACGAGAUCCUUCCCCCAGAGAAGGGUCGAGAGGUGGCUAAGGAGCUGGGCAUCCCCUACUAUGAGACGAGCGUGGUGGCCCAGUUUGGCAUCAAGGACGUCUUUGACAACGCCAUCCGGGCCGCACUCAUCUCCCGCCGCCACCUGCAGUUCUGGAAGUCCCACCUCCGCAACGUGCAGCGGCCUCUGCUGCAGGCGCCCUUUCUGCCCCCUAAGCCACCGCCCCCCAUCAUCGUGGUGCCCGACCCCCCCUCCAGCAGCGAGGAGUGCCCCGCCCACCUCCUGGAGGACCCGCUCUGCGCGGACGUCAUCUUGGUGCUGCAGGAGCGGGUGCGCAUCUUUGCCCACAAGAUCUACCUCUCCACCUCCUCCUCCAAGUUCUACGACCUGUUCCUCAUGGACCUGAGUGAGGGGGAGCUGGGGGGCCCCUCGGGGCCAGGGGGCACCCGCCCAGAGGACCACCAGGGCCACCCCGAUCAACACAGCCACCAUCACCACCACCACCACGGGCGGGACUUCCUGCUUCGGGCAGCCAGCUUUGACGUGUGCGAGAGCGUGGACGAGGUGGGGGGCUCUGGUCCCGCUGGCCUCCGUGCCUCAACCAGCGACGGGAUCUUACGGGGCAACGGAACAGGGUACCUGCCAGGCAGGGGUCGUGUGCUGUCUUCCUGGAGCCGAGCUUUUGUGAGCAUUCAGGAAGAGAUGGCAGAAGACCCCCUGACCUACAAAUCCCGGCUGAUGGUGGUGGUAAAGAUGGACAACUCCAUCCAGCCAGGGCCCUUCCGGGCUGUUCUCAAGUACCUGUACACGGGGGAGCUGGACGAGAAUGAGCGGGACCUCAUGCACAUCGCCCACAUCGCCGAGCUGCUGGAGGUCUUCGAUCUGCGCAUGAUGGUGGCCAACAUUCUCAACAACGAGGCCUUCAUGAACCAGGAGAUCACCAAGGCCUUCCACGUCCGCCGGACCAACCGGGUUAAGGAGUGCUUGGCCAAAGGCACGUUCUCAGAUGUGACCUUCAUCCUGGAUGAUGGCGCCAUCAGCGCCCACAAGCCCCUGCUGAUUUCCAGCUGUGACUGGAUGGCUGCCAUGUUUGGGGGGCCGUUUGUGGAGAGUUCCACCCGGGAGGUGGUGUUUCCUUACACAAGCAAGAGCUGCAUGAGGGCGGUGCUGGAAUACCUCUACACUGGCAUGUUCACCUCCAGUCCUGACCUGGACGACAUGAAGCUCAUCAUCCUGGCAAACCGCCUCUGCCUGCCGCACCUGGUCGCCCUCACAGAGCAGUACACAGUGACCGGGCUGAUGGAAGCAACCCAGAUGAUGGUGGACAUCGAUGGGGACGUCCUUGUGUUCCUGGAACUGGCUCAGUUCCACUGUGCAUACCAGCUGGCUGACUGGUGUCUCCAUCACAUCUGCACCAACUACAACAACGUGUGCCGCAAGUUCCCCCGAGACAUGAAGGCCAUGUCCCCAGAGAACCAGGAGUAUUUCGAGAAGCACCGGUGGCCGCCCGUCUGGUACCUGAAGGAGGAGGAUCACUACCAGCGGGCGCGGAAGGAGCGAGAGAAGGAGGACUACCUGCACCUGAAACGGCAGCCCAAGCGGCGGUGGCUGUUCUGGAACAGUCCCUCCUCCCCCUCCUCCUCAGCGGCCUCCUCGGCGUCUCCAUCCUCCUCCUCGGCCGUGGUCUGAGAUGCUGCUACCCUCCUCUGACCCUGCUGCUGUUGUCCCCACCGCCCAGCCCCUCCGUCCUUCUGCAUCCCCCCUCCACCUUACGGGGACAAGGGGAUCGGCGGGACCAGGACACUAAGGGCGGCGCUGUCCUCACCAGCCAGAGAAUAGCCUGGCCCUGGGGAUCAGAACAGGAACCACCUGCGGAGGUCCCCAGGUCGGAAGCAGGACGGAGACGACUGCUGGGGGUGGGGCAGGGGAGGAGCUGCAAGCUCUGGCGUGUUAUCUGGGUCCCAGCACCUUGGAGUCAAAGGGAAAAGCCUCCCAACGUUGAGGGCUUUGCUGGAUGUCUGGGUCUCUGCUCUGGCCAGGGAGGCAGCUGCCCUCCUCUUGAGCAGAACUGAGCCGCGAGGGUCCUGCCUCUCUUGGCCAUGUCUUUGCCACCAAUGGACUUGAGAGGUUGCACGUGUUUUGUGGCCAUUUCCACAUGGAGCCUACUCAAAUCCUCACUGGAGAAGUCAGGGUAGAAACGAAGCCUUCGGAGCCUGACUCAGGGCUGUACAUCCUGGGGUGCAGCUGCAAGAGGCCACCAGUGGAAAGGCCUGUGUCCUGCCAGCGUCCCUCCCUCCCAUGGCUGCAGCAGUGCAGGCUGACGACAGGGCCAGAGGUUGGCGCCCCGGGCCCGGAGCAGUGCCUCUUGGUGCAUUGAGAAACUUCUCCCCCGCCCCUCCUUCAUCCCUCAGGUUUGGAGAUGGGAACCACUGGCAACAGCUGGGGUAGGCGGAGAAGGGCAGGGUCUGUGCGCAGCCAUCCCGUGCCCCUCCGUCCCCUCCCCCUGCCUCUGGGUAGCACUGCUUUCCACGGGGUGGGGCAAAAUUAGCAAAAAACAAAACCCAAACCGAAAAGGAAACAAAACAAAAUCACCACCAACAAGAACACUCUGUCCUCUAUCCCUUCAAAGAAUGAGAACUGAAAAAGACCCUGUAUAGCUUACAUUUUUAUAAAACCAAACAGAGGCCCCUGUGAUGAUGAGAUGAAGGUUUAGGGUGUACAAUCAACUCCAAUGCCUUUCAGGAAAGGAUUUGUCACCUUCUCAGACUGAGGAUGCCCAGAUGCUGCUGGCUGGCUCUCAGGACAGCACAAGGUCCUCGCCCUCGAUGUCGGGGCUGGUGGCGGGGAGGGGUUUGGUCUCAGGGCCCAGACAGCACUGGGCUCUUGCCUUUGCUCAUCUGGAGAUGCAAGCACUCCGCCCUCACCUUUUAAGCACCCUCCCCGCCCCCGCCUCCUGCAGGGUUUGCUGUGUUUUGGGUGAGCAGGGAAGGAGAGCAGGAGUCCCCUGUAAUGAAGGGUCACAGGACAUAGAGCCUUAGUGCUGGUUUGGGACAUAGGGAAGGCAAAAAAGAGAAUUGAACAGCAGAUGUACAGUUAGUGUAGAGAGGAGGACAGCAGUGAGGAUUGUUGGGGUUAAAACAGUAGCUCGCAGCCCCCAUGGGGCAAAAGCUGGGCCAUGACUGACCCUUUCCCGUUUUCUAAUCCUGACCCGUAUUUCAUCACCCCACACCCUUUUUAGAUUUAAAAGAUCGGGUCCCGCUGAUGAGGGGCAGAGCCAGGAGGCCCUGGGCUUAGGGGCUCAGAGCUCAGGAGUCCACUCACCCAGGAAAGAUGCUCAGCUGAGAGGGACUGACGAGGUCCCAGGGACCGGCUUGGACUCCCCAGCAAAAUGCUGGUUAGGUCUGGGAUAGAGCAAAGGCAACCUCUGCAGCGGGUGGGUGGUGCCAACACCUGGAGAUCUGAGGCUAAAUCCUCACCAAGAGGAAGAACAGGCAGUGGAAAGACAUGCGGGUCUAACCAUGGGGUGAAUCCAUGUUGUCUAAGCCAGGGAGGCUCCCAGGCUGUGGCUGCGGGGGUCCUCCAGGGUGGCUGGCUGGGAAGCCAGUCGUGGGCUGCCCUCUACAGGCUGGUCGGCCUCCUUGCAGCUGAGCUCUGUCCAGGGCUUCAAGCCAGGUUUGGAGCCCAGGGGCAGGGGCAGGAGGGAAGCUUUAGGGGGAGAGCCCAGUGCAGCACCCUGCGCCUUUCCUCUGAGGGAGGGGGACAGUGUGGGCAUGCCUGGGCCUCCAGGAACUGUAGGGACUGUUGGGUCCCUGAGUGCAAGGGAAAGGGGAAUGUUUCUCCCAGGCGUUUGCAAGACUGAGCAACCUGGGUCCACGGAUGAGGAUGUCGGCCGAGGGUUGGGGGAGCCCACAGGAGAGUGGCCACAGGACGUCCCCUGCAACCAGGGCCAGCUCGCCCCUCAGGGACCCACCUCCCUUCCCAACAGCUCUCUCAGAGCCAGGUACUCAGCAGCCCCAGGUGCAGCCCAGAGAACCACCCCGGGGGGGGGGGCUGUCCCUGCACCCAGAGGGGAGGGCAGGCGGGAGACAGAGGGGAAGGAAGGGCUGAGUUCCAGUCCCCAUGAACCUGGCACUUUAAAGUCCAGGGAGUCAGAAGCAGGAAACACCCCUGUGAAGGGCAAAGCCUGAAGGCACAGAGGGGAGGAAAGUAGCAAGACACAGCAAGAAUGCACCCUGGACCCGUGUCCCCAGGAGCCGGUUCAGAGAAUGGGAGGAUGGGGGCAAAAAACCCAAACGAACAACAAAAACCACACCUCUUUUUAUAUAAGGUUUCAUAUUUAAUUUGGUCAUGAAUUCAUAAAUACAUUAAUAUUUUGUAUCUAA